This is a messenger RNA of Drosophila takahashii, 1712 nucleotides long. RefSeq names its product Glycoprotein-N-acetylgalactosamine 3-beta-galactosyltransferase 1 (gene C1GalTA). Gene Ontology annotation, cellular component: membrane. Gene Ontology annotation, molecular function: N-acetylgalactosaminide beta-1,3-galactosyltransferase activity. The record is from RefSeq and is a predicted model, not a curated record. NCBI's taxonomy places the organism in Eukaryota, Metazoa, Arthropoda, Insecta, Diptera, Drosophilidae.
UCGACGCGUUCGCUUGUUAUAUUUAUGUCGGAUGUAAAAAAAAGAAAAAGGGGCGGAAAAUAACAUUAAAGAUUAAUUAAAUAUUUCGAGUGCCUCGAGUCUAACACAGCAAUUAAGUGAAUGUGAAAAGCGUGAGAGCAAUCGAAAUAAAACAACAAAAACUUUUGCGAGCGUCCUGCGAUGGAGAAACGCGUGAGCAAUUGUGCAAAAAAUCAAUUCAAAAUGUAAGGAGAAGCCGAUGCGGAUUUCCCAGCUGAAGAAACGCAACCAAAGAAGCUGCCAGUCCUUAAAAACGGCUUUUUGCCAACACUCAGUCUGAAGUUCCUGAGUUCCUUCCAUCUUCAAACCAGAAAACUGAAAACUAAAGCCAAAUGACUGCCAACAGUCUGCUAGGAAGGUCCAUACUUAAUGAAGGCCGCUCGAACAAGCGAUCGUUCGUGUCUUUGAUUGUGGGCCUGAUCGUGGGCUUCUGCCUGGCGGAGCUGUUCGUCUACUCCUCGACGCCGGAGCGGAGUGAGUUCAUGCCCUACGAUGGCCACCGACACGGCGAUGUGAACGACGCCCAUCACAGCCACGACAUGAUGGAGAUGUCGGGGCCGGAACAGGAUGUGGGCGGGCACGAGCACGUGCACGAGAACUCGACCAUUGCCGAGCGACUGUACAGCGAGGUGCGGGUGCUCUGCUGGAUCAUGACCAAUCCGAGCAACCACCAGAAGAAGGCGCGCCACGUGAAGCGCACCUGGGGCAAGCGGUGCAACAAGCUGAUCUUCAUGAGCUCCGAAAAGGACGCCGAGCUGGACUCGGUGGCCUUGCCGGUGGGCGAGGGUCGCAACAAUCUGUGGGGCAAGACGAAGGAGGCCUACAAGUAUAUCUACGAGCAUCACAUCAACGACGCCGACUGGUUCCUGAAGGCCGACGACGACACCUACACGAUAGUGGAGAACAUGCGCUACAUGCUCUACCCGUACAAUCCGGAAACGCCCGUCUAUUUCGGUUGCAAGUUCAAGCCGUAUGUGAAACAGGGCUACAUGUCCGGCGGUGCCGGCUACGUUCUCAGCCGGGAGGCAGUGCGUCGGUUUGUGGUCGAGGCCCUGCCGAAUCCCAAGCUCUGCAAGGCGGAUAACACGGGUGCCGAGGACGUGGAGAUUGGCAAGUGCCUGCAGAAUGUCAAGGUUCUCGCCGGGGAUUCCCGAGAUUCAAACGGUCGCGGGCGAUUCUUUCCAUUCGUCCCGGAACAUCAUCUGAUUCCAUCGCACACGGACAAGAAGUUCUGGUACUGGCAGUACAUCUUCUACAAGACCGAUGAGGGUCUUGACUGCUGCUCCGACAAUGCCAUAUCCUUCCAUUACGUCUCGCCGAAUCAAAUGUACGUGCUGGACUAUCUGAUCUACCAUUUGAGACCCUAUGGCAUUAUCAACACGCCCGAAGCUUUGCCAAAUAAGUUGGCCGUGGGCGAACUGAUGCCCGAGAUCAAGGACCCAGCGACGGAGAGUUCGAGUGAUGGGGUCUCCAAGAGAUCCGCCGAGACAAAGACGCAAUAAUAGACACAGAUGGAUAGACUCUUAAUGUACAUAGAUAGCUUUUGUAUAUAUUUAAAAUAAUCACCAUAAGCUAUGCUAGCAUUGCCAUUACCAUUUCCAUAAGCCUAUUUUGUAUGUCGUCGGUCCUUUGGAAUUAUGUAGUUCAAUUCUCCCCCAUAUCCCCGAAAGGUU